Messenger RNA from Cucurbitaria berberidis CBS 394.84, 2202 nucleotides. RefSeq names its product G2-specific protein kinase-like protein nimA. Gene Ontology annotation, cellular component: cytoplasm; centrosome; nucleus. The transcript has 4 exons. Bases 1 to 2202 code for a protein of 733 amino acids. NCBI's taxonomy places the organism in Eukaryota, Fungi, Ascomycota, Dothideomycetes, Pleosporales, Cucurbitariaceae. Gene Ontology annotation, biological process: chromosome segregation; protein phosphorylation. The record is from RefSeq and is a predicted model, not a curated record. Gene Ontology annotation, molecular function: protein kinase activity; ATP binding.
AUGCCCGAGGACGACAAAUACGAUGUUCUGGAGAAGAUUGGCCAUGGCUCCUUUGGAAUCAUCCGCAAGGUCAAGCGCAAGUCGGAUGGCUAUAUCCUCUGCCGAAAGGAAAUCAGCUACCUCAAGAUGUCUCAGAAGGAGCGCGAGCAACUCCAAUCCGAGCUGUCCAUCCUCAAGGAGCUCCGACACCCCAACAUCGUCGCCUACUUCGAGCGCGACCACAUCAAGGCGUCACAAGACCUGCACCUAUACAUGGAAUACUGUGGAAAUGGCGAUUUGGGCCGAGUCAUUCGGGACCUGAAGAACAAAAACCAGGUGUGCGAGGAGGAGUUUGUGUGGAGCAUCUUCAGCCAAAUUGUCAGCGCGCUGUACCGCUGUCACUAUGGUGAAGACCCGCCUGCCGCUGGCCGUAAUGUCAUGGGACUCGUUGCGAAUGCAAAGCCUGUCCGAGACUCAAGGAGGCCCAUGAUCCUUCAUAGGGAUCUUAAGCCAGAGAACAUCUUUCUCGGAGAUGACAAUUCAGUCAAGCUAGGCGACUUUGGCCUCUCAAAGAUCCUCCAAUCCCAUGACUUUGCAUCCACAUAUGUUGGCACGCCGUUCUACAUGUCCCCCGAGAUCUGCAAAGCCGAGCAAUACGGCCCACAUUCCGACAUCUGGGCCCUUGGGUGUAUUAUAUAUGAGAUGUGUGCGAAGACCCCGCCAUUCAAUGCAAAGACGCACUUCGAAUUGAUCCAAAAGAUCAAACUGGGUCGCUAUCCAGAUAUCCCCGCAUGUUACUCGGCCGAAUUGCGAAAGGUCAUUGCUAGUUGUUUACAGACGACACCCGACCAUCGCCCGGAUACUGCAGCACUAUUAAACCUCCCCAUCGUGAAGCUCAUGCGCAAGGAGCAAGAGGUUGUCAAGCUCGGUCAGGAUCUGAGAGAACAGAAGAUGCUCGCCGCGCGACGAGAGAAGGAGGCCAACGAGGGGAUUGGACGUAUACGGAAGGAGAUCGACGACCAACUGCGACGUGAGUGGGAGCUAAAGGCCCGCUUGGAGAUUGAGCGGCAAGUAAAGGUACAGACCGAACAGCGGGUCCAGAGGGAGCUGGCGCAACUCCAGUCAAAAUUUGAAGAGGAAGUCAAUAAACGGGUGGAAGCAGCACUCAAGAAGUACCCGAACCGGUUGAGCACCUCGCCCAAGCUGGCUCCUCGAUCAAAUACACCGCUCAUGCCAGCGACCGAGCAGGGAGCUCUGUUCCCUACAGACCUUGAGACAGCUAUCAUGAACGGCUCGCAAAGCACGGUAGAUACCAACUCUGACUUCGCCAGCGGCACGGACAUGUCCUCUCUUUCCCUCGAUGACUCCACCGAGGACGUCACCGUCAAAGCAAAGCCCAAACGCGCGUCUCGUGCUCCCCUCUCCCGCGCGAGGACUAUGUUCGCGCAGCCAGCGUCGCCCAUGGACGUACAAAUGGCCGACCUUUCCCCCGCGCCAGCAUCACUCGCCGGUCUCUCUCUUUCUCCCCGCCGUAAUCAACAACCGCGCCAGAACAUCUUUGCCGCAGCGAAGGAGGGCGCGAAGAAGUGGGAAGCAGAGGUCCCUCCAUCUCCAACUGACGCCGAAUGGAACGGCGACUUCGACGAUGACGAUGACUUGCCAGUUCUGCCCUCGCCUACCCGUACCCGCAGUGCCUCAGGCGGUCGAUUAGGGGGCGAAGAUCCCUUCAAAGCUCUUGCGAAUGCUCAGGCCCCACUACUGAAGGCGAACCACCGGCUGGGCAGUACACCCAAUCUACAUGCGCCCAAGGCAAGCAAACCACGUCCUGCCUCAGCUGUUCCAAUUGUGGCCACAUCACCGAGCCGUCCAAAGUCAAAAUCUGCCGAUGCCCUCUCGACAUCGCCUCGUAAGACAGGCCUUGCCGCGAAGUCAGCACCCUCCGUUGGCCUCCCUACUAAGAGGGGCAACGAAGCCAUUCGGAUCCAAGCGAUGCGUAACAACGGCGGCAUCCAGGGCCGAACCCUCGUUGAACUACAGCAAGCGCGUGGCAUCCCAGCCCAAGCCAUGAGUGAAGACGAGGGUAAGAAGGGCUUCGGAUUCGGUAGGAGAAGCCCAGUCAAGGGACGCAGUGCAGGCACGAGUCCCCCGGCAGUCUGGGACCCAGACACGGAGCUCGAGAUGCCUAGCCCUUUUAUUGUGCGAAACAAGCGCAUGGUUCGGUGA